This is a messenger RNA of Neoarius graeffei (lesser salmon catfish), 2364 nucleotides long. Its product is annotated as V-type proton ATPase 116 kDa subunit a 1. Gene Ontology annotation, molecular function: ATPase binding; proton-transporting ATPase activity, rotational mechanism. The transcript is spliced from 19 exons. Gene Ontology annotation, cellular component: vacuolar proton-transporting V-type ATPase, V0 domain; plasma membrane; vacuolar proton-transporting V-type ATPase complex. NCBI's taxonomy places the organism in Eukaryota, Metazoa, Chordata, Actinopteri, Siluriformes, Ariidae. Gene Ontology annotation, biological process: proton transmembrane transport; vacuolar acidification. Bases 1 to 2364 code for a protein of 787 amino acids. The record is from RefSeq and is a predicted model, not a curated record.
AUGAGUUUGCUAUUACGCAGUGAAGAGAUGUGUUUAUUGCAGCUCUUCUUUCAGACCGAAUCAGCACUCAGCUGCAUUAAUGAGCUUGGACUUCUUGGAGUUGUCGAGUUCAGAGAUCUAAACCCAGGGAUGACUUUGUCUCAGAGGAAAUUUGUAAACGAGGUGAGGAAGUGUGAGGAAAUUGAGAGAAUCAUCAAGUUUUUGGAAGGUGAAAUGUUGCGAUGUAAUAUUCCUAUUGUUGCUGGCUCACACAGCGAGGAAACUAAGUGUAACAGAGACACACUGGAGCUCGAGUAUGAGGUAAAAGCACUGGAACAGGAGCUGAAGGAGAUCAACUCUAAUCAUGCAACACUGAAGAGGAACCUGACAGAACUGCUAGAGAUCCAUGCACUGCUCGGCGUUAUCCAGGACUUCUUCCAGGAGGCUGGGAUGGAGCAGUCUUGUAGUGAUCUUCAGUCAGAUGCACCACAUGCCAUUCAGUGCCAGAACAGCUUCCGCACCAUUACAACUCCCAAACUGGGGUUUAUUGCCGGUGUGAUUAAACACAAUCAGUUUCCUGCGUUUGAGAAAGUCCUGUGGCGUCUUUUUUAUGAGAAUUUCCUGCUGCGCCGUGCAGAGAUUCAACAGCAGCCAGAGGAUGGCAUAGCGAAGAAAGAUGCCUUCAUCAUCUGUGUGCAGGGCGAGCAUAUGCAGGGAAAAAUCAGAAAAAUAUGCAAAGGGUUUAGUGUCAGUUUGUACCCCUUCCCAAACACUUUACACGCCCAAGAUGAGAUGAAGUGUAACAUACAGACAAGCAUCAAGGAACUGGAAAUGAUAAUGUGCCAGUGUGAAGAAUUCUGCACUGCAGUUUUGAAUAACGCAGCAAACAGAGUUAAAGACUGGUCCAUCCAAGUGCACAAGAUGAAGUCUAUCUACUACACACUCAACCUGUGCAACAUCGAUAUCACACACAGACUCGCCAUCGCAGAGAUAUGGUGUCCGGUGUUAGAUCUCGACCAUGUCCAGCAUGCACUCACUAAAGUCGCUGAGCAUGCUGGUUCCAGUGUCAGACCCGUCCUAAAUCGCAUCCAGAGCCCUGAAACUCCGCCCACGUUUCACAGGACGAACCAUUUCACUGCAGGCUUUCAGCAAAUUGUUGAUACAUAUGGUGUGAACAGUUAUCAGGAGAUUAAUCCAGCUCCAUAUACCAUAGUGACAUUCCCGUUUCUGUUCGCUGUGAUGUUCGGUGACUGUGGUCACGGACUCGUCAUGACAUUGAUGGCUGCCUGGAUCAUCAUGAAGGAGCAGAAGUUAAACCAGCAGAAGAAUGAGAUCUUGUCCAUGCUGGUGGGCGGGCGCUACAUUGUCCUGCUGAUGGGCCUUUUCUCCAUCUACACUGGUCUCAUUUAUAAUGACUGCUUCUCCAAAUCCUUCAACAUCCUCAGCUCGUCAUGGAGCGUCAGAGCCAUGUUCUGGCCCAGUGGACCCUGGAGCAAUCAAACCCUGCACAGUUCUGGUCAUCUGCAUUUGGACCCUGCAGUGCCAGGAGUUUACUCUGGAACUCCAUACAUGCUUGGCAUCGACCCAGUGUGGAAUAUUGCAUCAAAUAAACUCUCCUUCCUAAACUCCUAUAAGAUGAAGAUGGCAGUUAUAGUUGGAGUUUGUCACAUGACCUUUGGUCUGACGCUCAGUGUAGUCAAUUACAUACAUUUCAGAAAUGUCCAAAAUGUGUUGCUGCGCUUCGUGCCGGAGGUCAUCUUUCUGCUGUCUCUGUUCGGGUACCUCGUCUUCCUCAUCCUGUUCAAGUGGUGCAUGGGCGUGCAGUGUGACAGUAGUAUCCUCCUCAUCUUCAUCAACAUGAUGUUUUUCAACUACCAGGCUGACGAGAAAUCAAUCUACAGUGGACAGAAAGCUGUCCAAAUAUUCCUGAUGGUCCAGGCUCUGCUCAUGGUCCCAAUAAUGCUGCUAAUAAAACCACUACUCACUUACAGAUGGCAAGAGAAGAUCACAGAGCAGGUCAGUCUGAGUGAUGUGUUUGUAUCCGAAGCGAUCCACACCAUAGAACACUGUCUUGGAUGCGUCUCUAAUACAGCAUCUUAUCUAAGGCUGUGGGCUCUCAGUCUCGCCCACUCAGUGUUAUCUGAGGUGUUAUGGCACAUGCUGAUGCGUGUGGCUCUGCAGUCUGGUUCGUCGCUGAUACUCACUGUGAUUUUCUGCUGCUUUGUGUUGCUAAGUGUGUCAGUCCUAAUAGUAAUGGAGGGACUGUCUGCAUUCCUGCAUGCUUUACGCCUGCACUGGGUAGAAUUUCAGAACAAGUUUUAUAAAGGAGCUGGAUUUAAAUUUACACCGUUGUCCUUCAAGACUAAAGAAACACAGCAAUGGUGA